Sardina pilchardus (European sardine) is the source of this 2040-nucleotide messenger RNA. RefSeq names its product meprin A, alpha (PABA peptide hydrolase), tandem duplicate 1 (gene mep1a.1). Gene Ontology annotation, molecular function: metalloendopeptidase activity; zinc ion binding; protein binding. The transcript is spliced from 14 exons. NCBI's taxonomy places the organism in Eukaryota, Metazoa, Chordata, Actinopteri, Clupeiformes, Clupeidae. Gene Ontology annotation, cellular component: membrane. The coding region runs from base 56 to 1870 and encodes 604 amino acids. The record is from RefSeq and is a predicted model, not a curated record. Gene Ontology annotation, biological process: proteolysis.
GGGACCUGCUCGCCAUUUAAACUCAAAUUAACUUUUGUUCGAGCCAUUUCACAAUAUGUCCUCCUCUAGGCUUCUCUUCAUAACAGGGCUGCUCGCGGCAUCGUGCUUGUCUGCUGUUCAUGCAACUGCUGAUGUGCAUGAGGUGGAACAUGAGAUCAAUGAGAACCCUUAUCUUAACCUCGGAGUUAAAACUAAAACUCCUCUGGUGGAGGGAGAUAUGGCCAUACCACUUGGUCGUAAUGCUCUCCUAAACACAACAUUCAGAUGGACAUUUCCUAUCCCUUACAUCUUGUCUGAUGACCUUGAUCUGAAUGCCAAAGGCUGCAUCUUUCAGGCUUUUGAGAUGUAUCGCCUCAAAUCCUGUAUUGACUUCAAGCCUUAUGAAGGGGAAAAGAGCUAUAUUAAAUUUGUGAAACAGAAUGGUUGUUGGUCCAUGGUUGGUGACCAGCAGGAUGGCCAGCUGCUCUCUCUGGGUCCUGGUUGUGACCAUAAGGCUGUGAUUGAACAUGAGUUGCUGCACGCUGUAGGUUUCUACCAUGAGCAGUCUCGCCAGGACCGAGACGACUAUGUCAACAUUGAUCUCGCUCAAGUCACUGAUGGGUUGCAGCAUAACUUCAAUAAGUACGAUGACAGCUUCAUCACCGAUCAGAACACGGCCUACGACUACGAAUCUGUCAUGCACUACCGUCCCUUCUCCUUUAACAAAGAUCCCAACAUCCCCACAAUCACCACCAAGAUUCCCGAGUUCUACAACGUCAUUGGCCAAUACCUGGACUUCAGUAAACUGGAUGUGUUACGGAUGAACAGGAUGUAUAAAUGCCCCUCCUCUCUCACUCUACUGGACCAGUGCUCCUUCGAGUACACCAACAUCUGUGGGAUGAUCCAGAGCGCCACCGAGGAAGCAGACUGGAUCCACACACUGAGCAGCCCAGGCUUUGAGGACCACACCCUCUCCGGACAAUGCAGAGAUGCUGGAUACUUCAUGCAUGUGAACACCUCAGUUGGAAACGCAGAAGAUUCGGCCCUGCUUCAGUCCCGUUUGCUCUACCCAAAGAGGAAGCAGCAGUGCCUACAGUACUUCUACAAGAUGACCGGCAGUGUGAAGGACCGGUUGGUGGUCUGGCUCAAGAUGGACGACGGCACAGGGACAGUGCGCAAGCUGAAGAAAGUGCAUACAAUUUAUGCUGAUGCUGACCAUUCCUGGAGAAUUGUACACGUGCCAGUGGAAGUUACGGUCAAGUUCCGCUACGCCUUCCAGGCCGUGCGGGGUGACCCAGCAGCAGGUGGUGGCAUCUUCAUCGACGACGUCACCAUGACCGAGACGCCGUGCCCGGCCGGCGUGUGGCGCAUCCCCAACUUCUCUCAGCUCAUGGCGACGUCCGACUCCAGCACGGUCCUGGACAGCCCUCGCUUCUACAGCCCCGAGGGCUACGCGUUUGGCGUCCGCGUCAAGCCCAUGUCCGACUACUACGACUACACGGGCAACUACACGGGGCUCUACUUCCACCUGCUCAGCGGAGAGGACGACGUGGUGAUGGAGUGGCCCGCCGUCAACCGCCAGGCCAAACUGGUGAUCAUGGACCAGGACCCUGACGUGAAGCUGCGCAUGUCCACGGCACGCAGCCUCACCACCGACUUGAUCAAGACACCUGAUGGCAAACUUUGGUGGGAUAACCCCUCGAAGGUGGGAACCUGGGACACGACAAACAAGUGGUACCGCAGUGAGUCCAGGGGCUGGCGAAACAUGGUGAAACACUUUGACCUCAAAAGACGUAACUACCUGAAAAAUGACGACCUCAUCAUCUUUGUGGACUUUGAGGAUCUAACACCGUUGAUUAAGACAGAGGUGCCUGUUGUACCUCAUCCAUAAUGUUUUAGGAGGCAGUGCUGAAGAAUCAAAUUGCUUCCUUAAGAUGAAGUUACUUGUAUGAAGAUUUUACAAGUCUGAACACCACAUUUUAACGAUCAUUCUAAUGCACAUGUUUUUAUGUUGCUCAUUAAUGUUGUCUCUCUGAAUGUGUUUUGAAUGUUAAUUAAAGA